UGUAGCUCCCCUUUCCCACACCCGAUAUUCCAACUGCUCACAGUCUCUGAUCUCUGACCUCCCAUGGCUAAUGCAGCUGCAACCCGGCUCAGCGGGCCGGUCCUACCAAUUCCCAACUAUGGAUCCGCCUCCCCCAAUCGCGUCAACCUCCCCGCCGUCCGCUCGCCCGCCAACUCUGUCAGCGUCUCGUCACCGCCUGCGUCUUCCGCCGCCGUCAAGAGCCGUCGCUCCUGCAUGUGUUCACCCACGAACCAUCCGGGAUCCUUCCGCUGCAGCCGACACAAGGAGCGUACACAGGAGGCCCCGGCCGUCCACAGCCACUGCCACAGCAAGCCGGCGUCCCCGCCUACUCCGCCGCCGUCCGCCGUCUCGACCGGCUCUGGCGCGGCAGAAGGCGCUGGUAGCCGUAUAUUGGCCCGCAGGGCGAUCAAUCCUCCCCACAAGGCGCUGCACCAGAGACGCGCCGGCGGAGGUUUGCGCCCCCGCCCCCAGCCCAGCCGUCUCUCCAGCGUCUCCUGUGCCGGCCACAGCCGCCAGUGAACCAACCAACACCGUCGACAUGCCAUAGCAGCGAGUUACUCGUACAUAGUACAUAGUGUGCAUAGCAAACAAAACCGGGGAGAAAUUCCCCUAAUAAUUCACCGCUGUAAAUAAUAGAAGCCGGUGGGAUCAGGCUGGGAGACUGGAGUUUUGGAGCCAAUCGGUCCUGGCUCUGAUCAUCAGCCCGUCCAGUGUACAUAGUACAUACAUACAUACUGCCACUGUAUAUAGAGAUCGAUUGUAUAGUUCGUCGUCCUCUCCGAUGUGUAUAAGACCCCUAUGGUUUUGGAUAUAUAUACAUAAGUGACUAAAUGGAGACAUACAUACAAACAUGCGUCUGGUUUGGCUUAUCCACCAUGGAUGAUUGUUGGUUGCCAGUUGCCACAACAACUUGCUGCUUCUGUUUCAGUUUCUGGAGUGUGUGGCCACGUCUCGCCCCUGUUUCUGUUUUGGAUCACUGGAUAAGCUCGGCGCAGCAGAGAGAUCGUCGGUGGCGUCUUGCCGUCGCUUCCUCCGUCACGCGACACCCGUGAGUGCUUUCCCCCGGCCGGACGGAUCAGGCAAGGCUAGCAGCUUGGAGCACGGGGAAAUUUCUCAAGAGGUCGCUGUAAAAACUUGCGAUGCAACCGAUGAACUGAGAUUUUUGUACUGCUGGUGAUAAUUUUACUUAUCAUUUUGUAAGAUCCGUUGUAUUCUUUACUGUUGGCCCAAAGGACGGCGGAGUGGUUAGGAUUCCCUGCAACUAUUGAACUUGCGCAAGAAGAUGGUUGGAGAACGGUUGGCGCGCGCACACAGCAGGGAAACCGUCAGUCACCUGCUCCUUGCUGGUUGUAGAAGGCGAUACUCCUUGAUCAGUUCAGUUUCUUCGCCAGAAAUCAGUUGCCGCUUUCAACACCUGUUGGCGGCUUGGCGCCUUGCCACUUGUAGUGCAGUAUAGUAGAGUAGCAUCUCUCUAC
This is a messenger RNA of Lolium perenne, 1496 nucleotides long. RefSeq lists its product as uncharacterized. The record is from RefSeq and is a predicted model, not a curated record. Lineage: Eukaryota; Viridiplantae; Streptophyta; Magnoliopsida; Poales; Poaceae.